ACCCCGCGUUCGGCCGCGCAGACGCCGGCGCGCCUCUUCGGCCCCCCGCCCCCGCGUCCGGCCGUGCAGACGCCGGCGCGCCUCUUCGCCGCCCCCCCUCCCACCAAAACGUUGGACCGCCUGCUGCCUGACGUCGGAGCCCCGCCCCCAUGACGACAUCACCUUCGGUGGGGGUCUAUUCCAAAUCACUGAUGGAGUCUGGGCCGGAUUCUGUUAGACAGGAGCCUGGGCCGUUUAUUGCGCCAUCGCUGGAGGAGCUGCUGCCGCAGCUAUCCCUUGAGGAGCGGGUACGAUUGCAGAGUCACCUACACGAGCACGAGCGCAAAGUGAAGCGAUGGAGUAAGUGUCCUACAUUACCUUCGGGCCGGUCAGAAAGAAAGCGCGACACCACCAUCAUGCCUCACGUCCGCCACGCUCUCCACUAUUACAAUGCCAGGCACCCGGGUGACGAGUUUGAUGCUGUGAAGCCUCUGAUGGAAUCCAGAGCUAGUUUCAGGAAACAGCUGUGGGCUCACGUCAACUUCUGGGCUCGCAGUCGCAAAAGCAACAAAAUCAAGCGCUUCUUCGCUGAGGUGCACUACAACCCAAAACCUAUUGUUGAAGUGUGCACCAUCAUCGAAGAGCCUCUUGACCGGUACAGGAGGAGCUGCGCAUUCUGUCCUGGCAACCGGGACAUUUUGCACCCUGUUGGUUCCCGUAAGUUUGUUUGUGGAAAUGAUAAGGACCGGAUGGUACAACAAUUCAAGCCUCGUACAUUCUCUGAAUUUCGUGGAAUGCCAUUCACUUGCUGCCCGAGUUCGGCCUCCUCCAACGUUCAAGAGGAAGUAGGAAAGAGAGUAUUCUGAACUGGGUCCCUUGGAUGCUCAUUGUGGCCGUCUUUAGUUCCUAACCAUGUCGAUCAAUUCAGGUCACAUUAGCAGAUAUAUGGAAUAAACAUUCGUAGAUGUUGUGCAGACGUAGAAAUGGUAUGCGAUCUUUGGAUAUUGUUGUUCUAAGCUUGUACUAUGUGUUUGCAUUAGCUAAAGAAUGCAAUGGAUCAUGUCAGGUGACAUUUAGCAGAUAUAUGGAAUAAAUAGUUGUAGAUGUUGUACAGCCAUAGAAAUGGUAUGCGAUCUUUGGAUAUUGUUGUC
Messenger RNA from Triticum aestivum (bread wheat), 1130 nucleotides. RefSeq lists its product as uncharacterized. The coding region runs from base 150 to 845 and encodes 231 amino acids. The record is from RefSeq and is a predicted model, not a curated record. NCBI's taxonomy places the organism in Eukaryota, Viridiplantae, Streptophyta, Magnoliopsida, Poales, Poaceae. The transcript has 5 exons.